This is a messenger RNA of Effrenium voratum, 1256 nucleotides long. The record is from the annotation of a GenBank genome assembly. NCBI's taxonomy places the organism in Eukaryota, Dinophyceae, Suessiales, Symbiodiniaceae.
UGAAGAGGGAAGAGGAGGAAGCGCGCCUGGAAGCUGAGCGGCAAGCGGAGCAAGCCAGGCUGGAGGAAGAGAGGAGGAGAGAGGAGCAGAUGAAGAGGGAAGAGGAGGAAGCCCGCUUGCAAGCUGAGCGGCAAGCUGAGCAAGCCAGGCUGCAGGAAGAGAGGAGGAGAGAGGAGCAGAGGAAGAGGGAAGAGGAGGAAGCCCGCUUGGCUGAGCGACAAGCUGAGCAAAUCAGGCUGGAGGAAGAGAGGAGGAGAGAGGAGCAGAUGAAGAGGGAAGAGGAGGAAGCGCGAUUGGAAGCUGAGCGGCAAGCGGAGCAAGCCAGGCUGGAGGAAGAGAGGAGGAGAGAGGAGCAGAUGAAGAGGGAAGAGGAGGAAGCCCAGGAGCAGACGAGGAGAGAAUCUGCAGAUCUUCUCACUGAGGAUCAGCCUCGGCCUGCACGGAGAAGGGCAGGUUUCAGUGCCCUUGUGGCCCAGACCACGAAUGUCACGGAGAGCUCCAGCAAAGGCGCCUCCGAGGAGUCUCCGGCGACGGUGCCAGCCGAUUGUCAGGACUCCAUGCGGGUGCCGGAGGGCUACCAGGAAUCCAUGGACAAGACUCCCGAGCCCGGCGAGAUCCCCUCCGUGGAGGCAUUGCUUGCCAUGCUGGAGGGCGAUCAGGACCCAUCCAAGUCGGUUGAGGAAGCCGCGCCUGAGCCGCGGGCGCCGCAAGAGGCGCAAGCGGACGGCCAGGAAGCCGCGCCUGAGCCGCGGGCGCCGCAAGAGGAAGCCGCGCCUGAGCCGCGGGCGCCGCAAGAGGAAGCCGCGCCUGAGCCGCGGGCGCCGCAAGAGGCCACUCCAGAAGCUCCGCAUCCUGAGCAAAAAUGGCCCAACGAGGUGGUGCCUGGAGCUCGGGCGAGGCGCCGCAAAGGCUUCAGCUCUGUCCUGCAAGCCCUGCCAGCUCAAAACACGGAGGAGAACGCAGCAGAUGCGGUGCCAUCAAUGGAGGAGAAGGCAGAUGUCGUCCCAUCAAUGGAGGCGCUUCUGGCCAUGUUGGGAGAGGAUGCCGACGCCUGACUUGCGUAUCGAGGCACCGGCCACUGAAAGCCGCGGGGAUUGCUCCGCACGACAAAGCAGCGUGCUGCUGGCCCCUGCAUUGCAGGCCAGUCUGAGUGAAGCGACCCACAUAUCCGCGCGUUGUAUUUUCAUAGCGCGCGUUCCCGGACAGCGAUGCGGCCAACGUCAGCAGGCCUUGAGUGUGCCCAUGUGAGGUCUGCC